AAACACGGACGCCUGCUUGGUGUUUUGGUAGCGUGUUAGGUUCUGUGUCUACAUUUCUGGACGUCCAGAGUUUUCAACAAGAGGAAAUUUGAAUGUAUGCCCUUGUCGUCGUGGCUGUUUUCUUGGUUUGCCAGUCAAGUGGCCUUACAGACAGCUGGCAGAACAGAAUCAAGCAGAGACCGGCGCCCGUUGUACCGUUCAAGAUUGAAUGGGCCCUAGGAAAAUGGUUUACACAAUCUAGGCAGGAACCAUGCAGUUGGAAGGGGUCUGCUGACUUUCAGAACAUGGAGCUGAACUUCGUACUUGACCCUAAGAAGGGCAUAAUUUACGACCAUUCCAUGUGGAGGGUCGGCAACCGAUGCGUGUAUGUUACAUUUGACGUGCAUCAAACCAAGCAGCCGGGAGUGCUCCUACUGAAAGACCCUCUUGGCGACAUUUUUUCCGGUGAAUCUGUUAUUGUUGCCGUCGACCCGCAUACAUUUAUCAUCGAAUGGGGAUGCACAAAGGUUUCUACCACUGGUCAGAGAUGUGACGAUCCAUGGGUGUCUGUUCACACUCGUGAGCGAUUUCCGUCCCCUAAAGUGUUGGCCAAAGUCGACCUUGCGCUUAUGCAGGCAAUCGGCGUCCGUCUGGCGGAUCUCCCUCGGCUUAGCCAUGCCAAUAUGCCUUGCAGCAAUGGCGGAGGGAAACUAACACAACACGACUUCCUCUAAGGAAUCUGUUGGACCAUUUUGAGAACAGCCUUGUGUAUACAUUUAGAAUUACGCAUGUGAAGUUUUAAUAAUAAACAAAUAAUAUGUAUCAUUUAACUUAAUUGAAAUAUAUUACAUUUACCAAGAGGUAUAUAAUUGUAAAAAAGAUUAAAAUAUUGUAUUUUACAAUCUUAUGGAGUGAAUAUGACCCUGAAGUUAUAACGUAAUAAACAGUGCGUUCCUCA
Dreissena polymorpha is the source of this 937-nucleotide messenger RNA. RefSeq lists its product as uncharacterized. The transcript has 6 exons. The coding region runs from base 93 to 713 and encodes 206 amino acids. The record is from RefSeq and is a predicted model, not a curated record. NCBI's taxonomy places the organism in Eukaryota, Metazoa, Mollusca, Bivalvia, Myida, Dreissenidae.